GAAAAAUCACUUGGACACUCGUCGAGCACUGACAAUCUCUCAAGAUGAAGUUUGCAUUAGCAUUCGUUGUCUUGUUGGCAAUCACAAGCACCAUCUCAUCGUACUCAAUCAAUCGCCAAGAUGAAGAAGGAUUUAUCGAAAAUUUUGAAGAAAAACGCGCCCUUACAGAUUUUUGGAACAAAGUAAAGACCGCUGCAUCAAAACUGAAGGACGACAUCAAAGGCAAGGUAUUAAAAGUCUUGGAAGAGUACAAACCAAAGAUUGUUGGUGCCUUAAACAACUUCAAGAAAGUGGUUGUUGAUGGUACCAAGAAAGUCAUCAUCGAGGUGUGUGGACAAAUUGUUCGAGUUAUUGCUGAUGGUGAAAGUGCUACAUCUGGUGGAAUCUGUCCAUCUUCAAUUAAGACUUCAGAAAUUUACGUUGAGAUUAGUGAUGCUCAACCAAGCGCUCUCUCCUUUGGUGACAUUUGGGGCAAAGUAAAAACAGUCGUUACUGAUCUUGGAGACAAAAUCGACGCCAAAACAAAAGAAUUGAUCAAUAAAUACAAACCACAAAUUGUCGAAGGAUUAAAAAAAGUACACAAAGUCGUCGUUAUUGAAGGAAAGAAAAUCGUCAUCCAGAUUAUUAACGAUGUUGUAAAGGUUGUUGUUGGUGGAGAUGAUGGGGCGUCGACUACUGUUGUCAAGAGGGGUAUUUCUGACACUUGGAACAAAGUAAAGACCGCUGCAUCAAAACUGAAGGACGACAUCAAAAACAAGGUAUUAAAAGUCUUGGAAGAGUACAAACCAAAGAUUGUUGGUGCCUUAAACAACUUCAAAAAAGUGGUUGUUGAUGGUACCAAGAAAGUCAUCAUCGAGGUGUGUGGACAAAUUGUUCGAGUUAUUGCUGAUGGUGAAAGUGCUACAUCUGGUGGAAUCUGUCCAUCUUCAAUUAAGACUUCAGAAAUUUACGUUGAGAUUAGUGAUGCUCAACCAAGCGCUCUCUCCUUUGGUGACAUUUGGGCCAAAGUAAAAACAGCCGUUACUGAUCUUGGAGACAAAAUCGACGCCAAAACAAAAGAAUUGAUCAAUAAAUACAAACCACAAAUUGUCGAAGGAUUAAAAAAAGUACACAAAGUCGUCGUUAUUGAAGGAAAGAAAAUCGUCAUCCAGAUUAUUAACGAUGUUGUAAAGGUUGUUGUUGGUGGAGAUGAUGGGGCGUCGACUACUGUUGUCAAGAGGGGUAUUUCUGACACUUGGAACAAAGUAAAGACCGCUGCAUCAAAACUGAAGGACGACAUCAAAGGCAAGGUAUUAAAAGUCUUGGAAGAGUACAAACCAAAGAUUGUUGGUGCCUUAAACAACUUCAAAAAAGUGGUUGUUGAUGGUACCAAGAAAGUCAUCAUCGAGGUGUGUGGACAAAUUGUUCGAGUUAUUGCUGAUGGUGAAAGUGCUACAUCUGGUGGAAUCUGUCCAUCUUCAAUUAAGACUUCCGAAAUUUACGUUGAGAUUAGUGAUGCUCAACCAAGCGCUCUCUCCUUUGGUGACAUUUGGGGCAAAGUAAAAACAGCCGUUACUGAUCUUGGAGACAAAAUCGACGCCAAAACAAAAGAAUUGAUCAAUAAAUACAAACCAAAAAUUGUCGAAGGAUUAAAAAAAGUACACAAAGUCGUUGUCAUUGAAGGAAAGAAAAUUGUUAUCCAGAUUAUUAACGAUGUUGUAAAGGUUGUUGUUGGUGGAGAUGAUGGAGUAUCGACCACGAAUUAUUGAAAUGGCAUAGAUUUUUACGUGGAGAAGAUUAUAACUUGUGUAAUUUUUAAGUGAAUACGGAAAAAAUUCAAAAGGAA
Hydractinia symbiolongicarpus is the source of this 1825-nucleotide messenger RNA. RefSeq lists its product as uncharacterized. Lineage: Eukaryota; Metazoa; Cnidaria; Hydrozoa; Anthoathecata; Hydractiniidae. The transcript has 8 exons. Bases 45 to 1748 code for a protein of 567 amino acids. The record is from RefSeq and is a predicted model, not a curated record.